Messenger RNA from Gossypium raimondii (Peruvian cotton), 1308 nucleotides. RefSeq names its product ribosomal RNA small subunit methyltransferase. Gene Ontology annotation, biological process: rRNA methylation. Gene Ontology annotation, molecular function: rRNA (adenine-N6,N6-)-dimethyltransferase activity. The record is from RefSeq and is a predicted model, not a curated record. Lineage: Eukaryota; Viridiplantae; Streptophyta; Magnoliopsida; Malvales; Malvaceae. Gene Ontology annotation, cellular component: mitochondrial matrix.
UAUUUGCAGUCAUAAACUCAAAAAACCCUAAAAAUCGAGUUUCCUACUGAUUUGAGUGAUUCCCCACUCUUGCCUCUGCGAAUCAAUUUACAUUCAUAGGUGAUAUUUGUGAUGGCGGGAGGGAAGAUGAAGAAAGAUAAGCAAAAAGGGCCGAGAGCCCCCUCCAAUCACUACCAAGGUGGUGUCACUUUCCACAAAUCCAAAGGCCAGCACAUCCUUAAGAACCCUUUGUUGGUCGACGCUAUUGUCCAAAAGGCCGGCAUCAAACCCACCGAUACCAUCCUCGAAAUCGGUCCCGGUACCGGUAACCUUACCAAGAAGCUUCUUGAAGCCGGUAAAAUGGUCAUCGCCGUCGAACUCGAUCCUCGUAUGGUCCUCGAACUUCAACGCCGCUUUCAAGGCACCCCUUUCUCUAAUCGCUUAAAGGUUAUUCAAGGUGAUGUGCUGAAGACGGAUUUGCCCUAUUUUGAUAUAUGUGUGGCGAAUAUUCCGUAUCAAAUAUCUUCUCCUCUUACAUUCAAGUUACUGUUUCAUCAGCCUGCUUUCAGGUGUGCUAUUAUUAUGUUCCAGAGAGAAUUCGCAAUGCGACUUGUUGCUCAGCCUGGUGAUAAUCUUUACUGCCGGCUUUCCGUCAAUACCCAAUUUUAUGCUCGGGUUUCCCAUCUCCUCAAAGUUGGGAAGAACAAUUUCCGGCCUCCACCUAAGGUUGAUUCUUCUGUCGUAAGGAUCGAGCCGAGGAAACCGCCUGAAGUGAAUCAUAAGGAGUGGGAUGGGUUUAUAAGGAUUUGUUUCAUAAGGAAGAAUAAGACACUGGGUUCCAUUUUCAAGCAGAAAAACGUACUGUCACUCUUGGAGAAGAACUAUAAGACCUUGCAGGCGCUGCAAGGCCCACAAAAUGUUUCUUUGAGUGGGAAUGAUGAUAUGGAGAUUGCAAGAUUAGGGGAUGAGAGUAUGGAAAUGGAUGAUGGAAUGGAUGAUGACAUGGAUAUGGAAUGUAAUGAAGCAGAAGGAGAAGGAGAAGUGUCUGAGUUUAAAAAUAAGGUUAUAAGUGUGUUGAAGGAAGGAAAAUUUGAGGAGCAGAGAGCAUCCAAGCUUAGUCAGGAAAGCUUUUUAACCUUACUCUCUAUGUUCAACAUGGCUGGCAUACACUUCUCUUGAUGCAACCAUGCUUUUUCUUUUGAUAAAAGGUUUUGUUCAUCUUCCUUAGGCAAUAGGGGUAUCCAAUUUUGUUUUGGUUUAUUUGUUUUUAUCAGGUUAACUUAAUUGAGAAUGUAUUUAUUUUGUUUGCUGGAAAGUAUUAUCAUCUAA